This is a messenger RNA of Polypterus senegalus (gray bichir), 1733 nucleotides long. RefSeq lists its product as uncharacterized. NCBI's taxonomy places the organism in Eukaryota, Metazoa, Chordata, Cladistia, Polypteriformes, Polypteridae. The record is from RefSeq and is a predicted model, not a curated record. Bases 53 to 976 code for a protein of 307 amino acids. The transcript is spliced from 8 exons.
CUUCCUUUCUUGUAUAGUCUCAAAUCGUUAUGUGUUAGCUGGCAGCCCACAAAUGUAUUAUUUAGCAACGUUAUCUUUACUAGUUAUCAAUGUUGCAUUUCCAGAGUCUGAUGUCGUAUUACCAGAAUUUAAAGGGAACAGUUUGUCAUUAAUUCUGACAGUUAACAAACAGGAGCCGAGGGAAGGAGAAAGUGUGGAAUUCAAAUGCGCGAUACGCGAAGCAUUCAGCCAAAGUCACCCGAAGAUGAUGACUACGUUCUGGUUAAGCAAGGAUGGAAUUGUACACCAGUACAAGACAGAACAUAGGGGAGCCACACCCGUAUUUGCUAUCGACUUUAUUCAGAAAGCAGAUUCUGGUUUUUAUACGUGCAUUUACAAUACGACAAACGAUAACAAAGAAGAGAGACGCGUCGAAAGUGAACCCAUAAAAUUGACAGUAAAAGAUUCCGAGUAUUCCAUAAAUCUGAGUCUGGACACUCCGAUUGCACCAUUAUUGGCAAAAGUGGAAUUUAAAUGCAUGCUACGUAAUUAUAAACAGCAGCUGAAAAAACAGAACCUGAACGUCUAUCUUUUCCAGAAUACAACUGCAGUUGAUUCACGGCCAUUUUCUUCAAGUCUCCCAGCAGUCUCAUUUGCUUUGUUAAACUUGAGCCUUAGCCACACUGGAAGCUACAUUUGUGGACUUGGAGCAAACCAAAGUUUUCUUUCCAGCCUGAAACGCAGUGCUGCAGUUCAACUUCUUGUGACUGUUUCACAGGUUGCUCCCAGCCCAGCUUCAUCUGAAGAUACAAAUGAAAAAUAUGAUUCUCCACAGAAACUAGUCAUUUUCCUAGCAGCAGGAGCUGGAUCUGCAGUUGUUUUACUUAUACUAUUAAGUGUGGCUCUUCUGAAGCAUUUUCAUCCUGAAAAAGGUUCUAAAAUGAAUGCAGAACAUGUAUAUGAAAGCAUGGUGGACAUCAGACAAGAAACGCCUUGAUUUGAAAGCGAAAUCAAGGAUAAUAUUUCUCUACCCCACCAAAUGAUUUUGUCUACUCAAGCUGAAAGUGGUCACUGACAGUUUUUUCAACCGGUCUAAAUCUUCUUGGAAUUAUUCCUGCAUAAGAUUAAGUGCCAUCCUCAAACCAGCCGACAGAGUGUGACAAUGAAGUGAAGAAGAAUGAUCAUCACAAAUUGACACCAGUGUGGAACAACUUCAAUCAAGAUUUUGGUGUAUUUUAUCAUAUUAAAAUCUUAAUUAUUCACACAUAUUUCUUAUUGUUUUAUCAUUUUGCAGUGAUGCUGGAGACAGUUACCCAGGGAAUGUAAGAGGUUUAUUUUUCUGUAUUCUUUUUCUUUAUCCCCGUUUUAUGUAAUUUCAUUAAAAAAAAAAAUCUGGGAUAUUUCUACAUUUUUGUGUUGUUUAGUGUUUUAAGUAACCUUGUAGGAUUUACAGCCAAAGUCUUGUGAAGAGUAUAUAACAAAAACAAAAUAAUAGAAUUAAGUUGAACUGUGCUUUACACAUUCUGUAAAUACAUCGUGAAUUGUGAAACUGAUUGAGUUACUUUUACAGUGUACGUAGUCUCCAACAAUCUAUGUAUCUAUCGAUGCAUAGUCUUAACCUCUAUAGUCUAGGACAGAGUAGCAGGGUCCCAAACCCUGUUUUGACAGCAAUAGGAUUAAAGCAGGAUACAAUCCAGUAGCAUAGUCCAUGUCUGGACACAUUGAUGUACACUGCAUAUCAUGUAACGCUCAGU